CCGUCUACGUGCAGUAACUUAAUGGCACACGCUCCUGCCUGCAUGGACUGGCACCCCACGACGAAGUGCUCCUCACACUCGUCCGCCGUGGUAUAAAUCUGCAAUCCAACACCACCUUUCUGCUGGCCGCUCCAUUGUUCCUCACAAAAGCAGUACACCUGAUCGAUCGAUCUGUUCAUCCACACAAACAUGAUGGACAUGGAGAUGGAGAGGAUGCUCGGCUGUCAGAUCCCGGCGUUCGGGGUGUGGAACUACUGCAGCGACCUCCCCAUCACGCAGUACUUCGACCUCGCCAUGCAGGCCAGGCUGCUCAAGCGCACUAACCGCCGUCGCUGCUGCUCCGGCGAGGAGGAUCAGGUCCGCGUCGGCCGUGGCGAGGGGCGGCUUGUGCUGUUCAACACCUCGCACCCGUCCCCACGCAAGCCAGCCCAAAUCAAGGUGAUAAGGAGAGAAGUAGACAAGCAGAGCGACGUGGACGGCAGCGAGCUGCUGCGGGAGGAGGGUGAUGGCGGCAACGGCAAGGGAGCUAGAGUGUCUGACAGCGCAGUGAAGCGUAUGGUUGCUGCUGGCCCUGUGGAUGAGGACCUCUACAAGGUGCCACGGCCGCUCAUAUACCAAAAACCCAGAAAGAUGAGGAAGGUGGUCUGGAGCUUGUGGAUUGGGUGCCUGGGGCUGGACUGCAUUGCCUAAUAACAAAGCUGGAAGGAGCUAGUUAUCUGUGUCUUCAAGCUACCACGUAGGCGUUUCCCUGUGCACCCUAAUCCUUUGGCUCUCCGAUUCGUGUCCAAAUAUCAACCCAGGAGUUCUGUAUUUGGUUUGCUUUCCUGUAUUAACACUGUUGUAUUUGUAACUUGUGUAGCAAGUCCUGCACUUCCGUUCUAUGAUGGAAAAUUUC
Molecule: messenger RNA, 895 nt
Organism: Lolium perenne
Lineage: Eukaryota; Viridiplantae; Streptophyta; Magnoliopsida; Poales; Poaceae
Source: RefSeq, a predicted model, not a curated record